Messenger RNA from Schistosoma mattheei, 3793 nucleotides. The record is from the annotation of a GenBank genome assembly. Lineage: Eukaryota; Metazoa; Platyhelminthes; Trematoda; Strigeidida; Schistosomatidae.
UUUGAGGUCAUUCCUAUGACCUUAUUAUGGAGGACAUUUUAAGUUUUCAUCUUCGAUUGUAAAUGGGUUGGGGUUUUAAUACCUGUGGCCCGAAUGAGGCUAUGGUUGUCUCUGGUUGCUUUCAUAAAAGUCCCUUACUAGUUCCUGGUGGACGAGUAUUUGUCUGGCCAGGAAUUCAAAGAGUGGAAAGUACUUUAUUCACUCGCUUCAUUCUUUCCAAAAUGGAAACAACCCUAAAGCGAAAUCACAAAAAGCAGGCGGGUUAUGUCACAUAUAUAUUGAUGUAGACAUCUUGUAUAGACAGUUCUGUUAACUUAUUCUCAAUAGAAUUAUUUGUGUGGUACACUUAUUUUAAAAUUUAGGCAACAUGUGGCCCUCGUGUGAAUUCAUUCAUAAGGAGGGCCCUUACUGUUUACUUGCAAGUACAAAAAUCCCUAUCGAUUCAUAAUUGUCACUGCUAUGUUAUUAUAUUUUUUUGGCUAAAUAAACCUCACUCCACUUAUAGUAGGAAGCAGGUCUACCGCCUUUCCUAAGCUUUUUAUGAUUUAAUCCUACCUCUCUUAUUUCGAACCAUUUGGGUCCAAAUGAGUCUGAUUGCUUAAAUGACAUUCUGCUUAGUACGUCAAGAGAUUUUGCUGACUUACUUUGCCUUCUACUCCAAAUUUCGAGCCUCCGAAUAGCGGAUUCUGAGUCGUUGGACAUUAUAAUCAGUCAUUCUCAGCGGACAAAAAAGGGUGAGAACUUCCCUCCCUAUCAUUUGUUUCGAAAGUCAUGAAAAUAGUAAUGAACGGGUCUACUAGUGAAUCUAGUUCCAAGGUACUUUCUCACCAACCUGCCAAUCACUGAACAAUUAAUCCUUCAAUUCGGACGAAGUGUCCAUGGUCGUAUCCUUCUGUUAGACCUCAAACAGUAUAUCGUGAAGUGCCUGGCUUGGAUAUUUGGUUAAAUAUGCGUAGGAUUGUCUCAAUAACACGUUACAAACUUUUCGAGCUUGAUUUUUGUUUACUGAGCUUUCCAUAACUAGUUGAAUGGCAUAUUUUUUCACUAUCGACCCACAUCUUUUAUCCUAUCCAUCAACCAUUUACCGAAUGCUCCCUAUAAAUAUACUUUGUUUAGAUUUUGAGAGUUGAUUGAAGAUUUGAGAACUAUUAAAUGUCACUAUCCUUGAAAGCAAUUUGGACAAAAUAACCAACUGGACAACAAAUAUGCUCUCACUAAACAAAUAAUAUUAAGCGUGGAUAUUAACACUAUAUUAUUUUGUGGGCGGUUCUGCAGUCACAACCCUCGACUAAUAAAAUAACUAGAAUCUAGUCUCAAGUGUCACGUUUUUCCGUUAGCGUUUUUCAGCAAAUAUCAAGUUUUGUUGAACAGAAUUGUUAGUUCCUUGAAAUCUGUGCCUGAGUUAUUGAUGGCAGUUUAAGUUAAGAAAGUAUCAUACUUCUGUUCAGUCUUCUGUAAUAUUAAGGAAAAACACUAGUAGUAAUUGAAAGUCACCUGGAGAUGUCUCUUUCAGUGCCACUGAACCCAAUUUAUUUUUCAAGCCUUUCAAUGAAGUCGACAGAGUGCCUCCAUCAUCAGCUAUUUAUCCCUCAGGAUCUGUGCUUGAACCACUAUCUGAUACAGAAAGGGAUUCCAUAGGGGAGCAGAAGUUUGUAAGUAUUUUUGUGAUUGGUUUUUCGCGUCCUGAUAUUGGGUUCCCGAUACCAAAACGCAAAGGUAAUUUGUUAAGAUUGAGAAAGUUUUCGACUGGGUGGUAUAUCUUAACCAUAUCCCCCUUACUGACCACACUACACACACAACUUACGUAAAUCUUCAUCUAGAAACAACUGCAUUUUUGCACUCAUGUACUUCAGAAAAUAUAUAGCUAUCUCACAACAAGUUCUAAAGCAGCAGAUAAUCAAGUACGUGAACUUAGGAAUAAACCUGAAAAUGGCUACGAUGUAACGCUUAUGGUACUUAUAAUCUAACUCAGCCGAUUUCCCCGAGGUUUGUGUUGAGAAUACUGUAAUUCAAUGUAGUAUCAAAUCUUACUCUUUGAUGUAAACUUAAAACAUCAGUCUAUCAUGCUCCUUUAAGAAAGUCUGCGUGGUCAAAUUUCCUUCCUUCUAGUUUUAAAUGGGCACACACCUCCGAUAUCAAGUAGACAUUUUACUUGACUUUGGGCCGUACCCAUUGUAGGUUAGUGAUGUUAUGCGGUUUCUGAAAUUAAAGUAGAUGAAAAAAAAGAUUCAAAUGUACAUCUCAUGAAUUCAAGUUCUUACGCCUCAGUCUUUAAUCCACCACUGUAUCUCUUAUCGUUGAAUCAUGUAUGCUGGGAUAUUAUUUAAAUCCGACCUUUUCUAAUUAGUUAACUUUAUAUUGUGAUUACUAAAUAAUUUGAAUAUUGUGCAAUUGUGUUUCUGUUCACUUUUUUUCAAUAAUCAAAUGAAGGAUGCCAUUGAAUACAAUGACACUAAUCAUCGAAAGCCCUCGAAUCUACACUCAGCUUGGUGUUCCUAUCACAGUAACUGGUGUUGCACAAGUAAAAAUUAAUGGAAGUAACCAAGAAAUGUUAGCGGCUGCAUGUGAACAAUUUCUUGGCAAAUCAGAAAAUGAAAUACGUGAAAUAGCUCAAGAAACACUUGAAGGUCAUCAGCGUGCUAUUAUGGGCAAUAUGACAGUUGAAGAAAUAUACAAAGAUAGAAAAAAAUUUUCAAAAGCUGUUUUUGAAGUAGCCAGUUCGGAUUUGGUGAAUAUGGGAAUUAGUGUAGUUAGUUAUACACUAAAAGAUAUAAAAGAUGAUGAGGGCUAUUUACGUUCACUUGGUUUAGCAAGAACAGCACAAGUUAAAUGUGAUGCACGUAUCGGUGAAGCCGAGGCAAGACGUGAUGCUGGUAUUCGAGAAGCAGAAGCUGAAAAACAACGUGUUGCCGGUAAACUAUUAAAUGAUAUUGAAAUUUCUAAAUCAAAACGUGAUUUUGAAUUACAAAAUGCUGCUUACGAGAAAGAAGUACAAUCACGUAAAGCGGAAUCGGAAUUAGCCUAUGAAUUACAGGCAGCUAAAGUUAAACAACAAAUUAAGGAGGAAGAAAUGCAAAUCACUGUUCUUGAGAAAACUCAACAAAUCCAAGUAGAGGAAUUAGAAAUUGUACGACAAGAACGUCAUUUAGAUGCUACAGUACGGAAACCAGCUGAAGCUGAACGUUUUCGUUUGGAACGUCUCGCUGAAGCUGACCGGCUGCGUUUAACUGCCGAGGCGGAAGCAGAAGCUGAAGCUAUUCGGCUACGUGGUCUUGCUGAGGCGGAAGCAUUAAAAGCUAUAGCACACGCUGAGGCAGAACAAAUGGCAAAGAAAGCUGAAGCAUGGAAAAAUUAUCAGAAUGUUGCUAAAUUAGACAUGGUGUUACAAUCAUUACCAAAAAUUGCUGCCGAGAUUAGUUCACCAUUAACUAAAUGUGAUAAAGUCACUAUGAUUUGUACAGGUGAAGGGGAUAUUGGUGUUUCAAAAUUAACUGGUGAAUUAUUUACAAUUAUGAAUAGUUUACCAAAUUUAAUACAUACAAUGACUGGUUUAGAUAUUUAUAAAAAUAUUAAAACAAUUUAAUAUUGAAACAUUGAAACUAUUUCUUUAUCUAAAUGCAAUCAAUCAAGGCGCGUAAUUCAUAAUGAUUGUUAAUUAGUAGUAUUGUUGUUGUCAGUGUAAUUUCUAUUCUCCAAUUGUUUUAUGAUUUUUCUUUGUGUUUUUCUUUCUCAUUCAUAUUUUGCCUACUUAUUUAGUAGUAUAAAUCAAUUUAAUAAAAAUAUUUAACUAAGU